GAAUUUGGCGCAAUAUUCCCGCCUUAGGGGUGGGGUCUUAUUUGAUUGCCAAGUAAUAUUCCCCAAUGGAGUCCUAGCUCAUGGUGACGGGCAGGCUGCUAGACUAAUGAAUCCUCGGCGUGCCCGGCGCAGUUCUCCAAUCGCCGGCUGGCGGGCCCCAGUCUGAGCGGCGAUGGCGGCGGCGGCGGCGGCGGCAGCAGCAGCGGGGGCUGCGGGCGGUCGGGGCUCCGGGCCGGGGCGGCGGCGCCAUCUUGUGCCCGGGGCCGGUGGGGAGGCCGGGGAGGGGGCCCCGGGGGGCGCAGGGGACUACGGGAACGGCCUGGAGUCUGAGGAACUGGAGCCUGAGGAGCUGCUGCUGGAGCCCGAGCCGGAGCCCGAGCCCGAAGAGGAGCCGCCCCGGCCCCGCGCCCCCCCGGGAGCUCCGGGCCCUGGGCCUGGCUCGGGAGCCCCCGGCAGCCAAGAGGAGGAGGAGGAGCCGGGACUGGUCGAGGGUGACCCGGGGGACGGCGCCAUUGAGGACCCGGAGCUGGAAGCAAUCAAAGCUCGAGUCAGGGAGAUGGAGGAAGAAGCUGAGAAGCUAAAAGAGCUACAGAACGAGGUAGAGAAACAGAUGAAUAUGAGUCCACCUCCAGGCAAUGCUGGCCCAGUGAUCAUGUCCAUUGAAGAGAAGAUGGAGGCCGAUGCCCGUUCCAUCUAUGUUGGCAAUGUGGACUAUGGUGCAACAGCAGAAGAGCUGGAAGCACACUUUCAUGGCUGUGGUUCAGUAAACCGUGUUACCAUACUCUGUGACAAAUUCAGUGGCCAUCCUAAAGGGUUUGCAUAUAUAGAGUUCUCAGACAAAGAGUCAGUGAGGACUUCCUUGGCCUUAGAUGAGUCCCUAUUUAGAGGAAGACAAAUCAAGGUGAUCCCAAAACGAACCAACAGACCAGGCAUCAGCACAACAGACCGGGGUUUCCCACGAGCCCGAUACCGUGCCCGGACCACCAACUACAACAGUUCCCGCUCUCGAUUCUACAGUGGUUUUAACAGCAGGCCCCGGGGUCGCGUCUACAGGGGCCGGGCUAGAGCGACAUCAUGGUAUUCCCCUUACUAAAAAAAGUGUGUAUUAGGAGGAGAGAGAGGAAAAAAGGAAAGAAGGAAAAAAAAAAAAAGAAUUAAAAAAAAAAAAAGAAAAACAGAAGAUGACCUUGAUGGAAAAAAAAA
Molecule: messenger RNA, 1203 nt
Organism: Zalophus californianus (California sea lion)
Lineage: Eukaryota; Metazoa; Chordata; Mammalia; Carnivora; Otariidae
Gene: PABPN1
Product: poly(A) binding protein nuclear 1
Exons: 7
Coding region: 173-1093 (306 amino acids)
Molecular function (GO): RNA binding
Source: RefSeq, a predicted model, not a curated record